UCUAGCCUGAUAAUUCUAUCACUUCAUCAUCAUUGCUUUUUUUGGAAAGGGAGGAUCAUUUAUAGUUAUUUGACUAGCUUGCUGAUCAUAUUUCUUUUAAGAUUUCAUCUGCUUUGUGUGUACAGUUUUUAAAGACUGGAAAGAACAGUCAUUUUCUUGCUUUCUCAAGCCCUGGAAUUGUGAAAUAACAAAACAAGUUAAAUUAUCCUUGCUUUUUUUUCACAUCCCUUCCUUUCUGCACUAGGGAUUACAUAGCUACAAAUCCCUAGAUACUUUUUCAGCCCAACACAGAUAAGGGGUGAAACCUUGCAUUAUUUUUCCUCCAGAAGUUUGCAUUUAGCAGAGGGUGGCUUGGAAGUGUGUAAGAGCUGACUCCUAGGAUGAGAGAGGCCAACGUGCUGCAUUUCUCAUUGAUAAUCCCUUGAGUAAUCCUAAUCCAGUUGAGAUCUGUAGCCUUUAUUAAGCAUCACAUGGUAGAGGAUUCUUAAGGCUGCUCAUAACUGGGCAAUAAAUAAAUCAAAGUGUCUGCACCAGUUCUGGGUUGCACGUGCACAGAGACAUGGCCUGUUGUGCUGCCUGCCCAAGGGAACACCUUACUUAAUUUUUUGGAUUCUGAGGAGGAGAUUUUGCAUCUGUAACUAAACAAAUAGCAUCAGAAAUCAUUGGUCAUUUGGGUACUGAAUACAACCAAAAUUUAUCAAGUGAAGAGCUUCAGUUGUGUUUAUCUCAACAAAUCCAUAAAUUAGGACUUGGCAAGGUAAGUUGCAUUUUCCUUUUUAAUUCUUUGCAGCAGGGUUUUGUCUUCAGAAAUAGCUUCAAGUUUGAAGUAAAAUAUCCUUUUUUGUAUGCCAAGGUGUAGAAAGCUGCAUUUGGGAGUUUUGUAUCUGUAAUUCCCCUUUUUGGCAUUGCAUUAGCUGUGUUGUGGGUGUGUGUUUGAAAUACAACACGCUUCACCAUCUUGUUUGCAGCUAUGAGUGGUGCCAGGUCUGAUGUGCACGUGGGCCAUACCUCUAGGUAUUUACUCUCAGAGGCAAGGUAGGAUUGUUGCUUUCUCUAGUGCCUGCUAGCAUUUUUUCCCUUGGAAGAAGUAUUUGAUUGGUUUUUAAUUAAUGUGUAGCUCUUAAGCUCUUGAUGUUUUUCCUUUUAGCAGAACUUUUUCUCUCCGACAUCUCUUCUAGGUUUUCCCCUAGUAAACUUUCUAGUCUGUUAUGUCCUUCUGUUGCCUUCCCUGUUCUGCUCACCUGUUCCCUUCAUUGCUGGAAUGCUGAUAAAACUCUCAGGUUAGUGGGCAUCCCAUCCAUGAUACAAGAAGUGUCACCUUUGCUAGGAGCAGGUUUUCAUGUGAGCUGAGAUGUUUCCUGUGGGUCCUGUGGGUUGAGGACCACGUCCUGCAAAUGUCUGUGAUGUGCAAAAGUUCCCUGUGUGUAGGAUUUGGUUCAGAAUGCUGUCCUUUGCUUUGGUUUUGGAGAAGUAGUUUAAACCAGGAAAUUUACCUAGGCUUUUGUUGUUUGUGUUUUGGGGUGAUUGACUCGAGUGGAUUGGUGUAAGGUUUCCUUUCCUGAAUUUCCUGGGGUACUAGGUGGUGUUACUGAACUUCUGCUUGUGUUUGAGGAGUUUCAAGAACUGUUACCCAAUGGCUUGGGAAGUGCAUGGACUAUUCUGGCUGCUGUGUCUCCCUCCUGCCUGUGAAACAUUACCUCUGGUGGUCAGGCUAUGUGCAUCUUCUCUGUGUGUGCGUGGCCUUCCCCUGAGGCCCUGAACUUGGUGUUUCACAGAUUCUGUGUCCGUGUGGGGCUCUUGAGUCCGUGACUUUUUAGUGGUGGUUUAAAUGUGUGCAGUGGCUUUUGUCACCUGCCUUGACCAUGCAUGGGUAUCUGCUGGCAGGCACUGUGCUGUGGUGCAUACCAGGGACUGCCCUGUGUGAAGGAGGUGUGAGGAAAGCCUGUUCCAGAGAGAAGGAAAUAUCUCUGCAGGAGAGGACUGGCAGACAAGAGUAAGAUGAGGAAUGGGUGGUUGUUAGCUGGCUGUUUGCUGUCUGGAUCAUGUUUCUCACCUGGAAAUUCAAUACAACCUGCACCUGAAGUGAUGCUGCUGCUGCUCAGUUCAUCCUGUCGUGGAGGCUGUGCCUUGAUGGGUCUCUGUUCCUCUUCAAUUUUUCAGGUACAAGAAUUUAGGAAGGGAAGUGUUGGAUGGAUGAGGAAGGAUCCAAGGUGCUGGUUCUGUUUCUUCCUCAGUCUUUCCAGCCUUGGAACAGGUUUGAUUCCAUUGGAGCCUGAUGUACUCCUGUGCACUCCUUUGCUCAGGUUGUUCCCCUGACAAAAAUCUGAGGGCAACAAAUGUAAAAGUUCAUGGCUCCGGGAACUGCUUGGGAGGAACCUGUUGAUAAGCCUUUCUAUAAUAUGAUAAUUAGGGCAGACUAACAUUAGGUGAUGCCUCUGUAUGGAUGGCUGAAAUGUGUUUAAAGUAGGGCUACCCUAAUAAUAAAUACCUCUUUACUUGGUAGGGAGAGAAGGAGAUAAGAAAAAAACUGUUGUCAAAGGUGCCAUCAAAUCCAAGGUCAGGGGUACCACCUGCCUUUAUCAAAGCAGGCAAGCAGUACGAAGGUCACAUUUUAUCUAAAUAGGCAGGUGGUACCCCUGAACACACCUUCAGCAGACAAAGUACUGAACACCAUAUUUAAAUGGUUGCUUCAGAUUUGUUCUCCAUUGUUUUAGAAGUAAUCUAGAAGCGUUCUAGUUCCUGGGAGAGGGGCCAAUGCAGAAUGAAUAAUUUAUAUCAUUGCUUCUCUGGGAAGUGGAAACUUGCUGAAUCCUCAGAUCUGUCUUAAGUGAAAUUUUGGUUUGGAUAGGCCAGAUGGGCCUACGCUCAAAAGUUGUCAACUUUUUCCUGAGUUCAAAUUUCCCUGGUACAGGAGGUUACAAACAAGAGCUGGUGAAUUUUGUCUGCAGUUGUCCCUUGGAGCAGUUAAUGUGGAAAGCUGUCAGAGUACCUGCAUUAUUUGAACACAAAGAAGGUGAAGCACUAGGUAAAACUGGGUGUAAUUUGGCAGCUAUUUCAGGCAUUUUGUGACAUUGGUAAGAAACAUUAUUGUUAGAAUAAAACAAGGAUGUAGAUAUUGCGCUGAGAGCAUUGCAGUGCACCCUGUUGUCACCCACUCAUGGCAUUGUGAGGAUGCCAUUGUACAGUUGGGCAUCCUGGGUGAGGGACAGAGAGUUCCAGCCUUGGCUGAGCUCUAAAAGCUCCCUGUGCUGCAGUGUGGCUGAGCAGGGCUCACCUUCCUGAGCAAACAUGGGUUGCUCACCUUACACAACACCGGAUGCACUCCUUCAAUUAGUGUUUGUGUGGAUCUGAGCUAUUUUGAGAGGGAAGACGGGGGUUAGGUGGAGAGAGAUAGGAGGAGGCAAAAGGAUGGCAGGAAGUGAGGAAAGGAGUUUUCUUCUCCUGGGUACAAGUGCCUCUGUAGUUAAUCUGUCCUGACCUCUCAAAAUACUUUCAGCUCUCCGGCCAACACCAGUCCUAACAUUCUUAAGGUGUUUAUUGCCUUCCCUCCAUUUUGCAGCUUUCCCCUCCCUGAGUUUCAGGAGAAGAUAAAAUUCUGUUGAAUUCUUCAGUGAUACAGCCUGGGGCUGCUUUGGCAGUAUUAUGUGACUGUUUAUUUUCCAGAGGAAGUAUGUCUGACUGUGAAGGACAAUUUGGUUAUCCUCAACUCCUUCCGAGUUUGACCUAAUCUUGCAUUAGGAUCUGUUUACUCUGACCAGAGCUUCCACAGCAGUGAGGUUAAGUCUGCAUGUCUGUCCUUUUAUACUGGCAAUUGAUGGCAUAAUAAGCUCCCACACGUCAGCAGAUACAUGAGAUGAAGGCAAGCAGUGUUUAACAAAGCUGGUUAUUUUCUUCUGGUAGCUAAUUGUUAUUUUAGAAUCAGCUUCCUGCUAGCUGUGGUCAGAUUAAAUAUCAGGUGUGUGUUCAUCCCUCAUAAUGAGUUAUCCUUUACAGAGUGAAUAUUUGUCUACACUACAGAAUAUAAUAAGAGGCACAUACUGCCUCUUAAUGACUUUUAAAUGAAUUAACAGUAUUAAAAAUGAAACAGUAUUAAAAAAUUACAAUCACAGUACCUAUUGUUAUGCAAGUAGCUAAAGGUGCUGAACUGAUUCCUGUUUAUAAAGCUCACUUGAGACGUGAAGCAGUGAGACAGAAGUCUUCUUCUGCUUGUCUGGGAUUAGCUGGAGAAACCUGGUAGUGGAAAAUGUACUUGGGCACAAGAGAGGCCAUCUGAUUGUUAAUAUUAUGUGUUAAUAUAUUUAACUGUAGAUUCUUGGCGCUGUGGGACGUGUUGCAGCUGUUCUGAUUCUGACCAAAUGGUCUUCCCUGCAUCUCGUUUGUGGUUUUGGUGACACUGGGCCAGUCUGCAACGUUGGAGCAUUGGUUGGAGAACAUGGGAUCUGGUAGUUCUGUAAAUAUCCAGUACAAGUACUCCCUGCAGAAGUCUGAAAGUGCUUUCAAGGCAGCUGUCUUGAUCCAGCAAUGGUAUCGGCGCCACGUGGCUCGGCUGGAAAUGCGGCGCCGCUGCACCUGGAGAAUCUUUCAAUCCAUUGAGUAUGCCUGUGAGCAGGAUCAGAUCAAGCUUCACAACUUCUUCAGUUACCUCAUGGACCAGUUCACACCAAGCAGCAGCAAAGAGAGGGAUUUUAUCACUCGCAUGUUCAUAAGUGGGGAAAGCUACAAAGAGGCAGAGUUGGAAAAGUUCUGUGACUAUGAAUCCAUAGAGGUGCCAGACUCCUACACUGGACCCCAUCUCUCUUUCCCUCUCCUCCCUGACCAUGCCACGGCCUUGCUGGAAGCUUUCCAACAGAAACAACAGCUCCAUGCUCGCUAUGUCUUAAACCUCCUGCACGAGACCAGGAAGCACCUCAAGCAGUUGCCAAACAUCAGCCACGUCUCCACCUGCUACAGCGAGGAGGUCACCGUGUGUGGAGAUUUGCAUGGCCAGCUGGAUGACUUGUUCCUCAUCUUUUACAAGAAUGGCCUGCCUUCCCCUUCCAAGUCCUACGUGUUCAAUGGGGACUUUGUAGACAGAGGCAAGCAGUCCCUUGAGAUCCUUGUUAUCCUCUUUACCUUCCUCCUGAUCUAUCCCAAGGAGGUUCAUCUCAACCGCGGGAACCACGAGGACCACAUGGUGAACUUACGCUAUGGUUUCACCAAGGAAGUGAUGCAGAAAUACAAGGUGCAUGGGAAGAAAAUCUUGAAGAUGUUUCAGAAUGUAUUCUGUUGGCUGCCCCUGGCCACCCUGAUUGAUCAGAAAGUCCUCAUUAUUCACGGGGGCAUCUCUGACACCACUGACCUGGACAUGCUUGAGAAAAUUCAAAGGGACAAAUUUAUUUCUGUGUUAAGGCUGAAGAAAAGAAAGGAAUCGAGCAGAAAAGCAGAAAUACAGGCCAUAAAUGGUGAGAGGGAAUCAGGCACUGAUGCAGCAGGGAAUGAGGCAGCUCCCAGGUUAUCCCAGUCAGCCCAGGCUCCCAGCACAGCCAACAGGCUGGAGUUCUCCAGGUGGCUCCGGCAGACGGUGCAGGAGCAAAUCGACACGUGCCGCCGGCUGGUGGACAUCAGUGAGUCAGAGCCAGAGGAGCUCACCUAUUCCAGCAUGGUCUCCUUGAAGGGUGUGGAUGAUGAGCCGUGCUGGAGUCGCCAGGAGGAGUGGAAGCAGGUUUUAGACAUCCUCUGGAGCGACCCCACGCCUCAGGAGGGCUGCAGAGCAAAUAAGGUGCGAGGUGGUGGAUGCUACUUUGGGCCUGAUGUGACAGAGAAGUUCCUUGAGAAGUACAGCUUGCAGUUCCUGAUCCGCUCUCACGAGUGCAAGCAGGAGGGCUACGAGUUCUGCCACAACCGCAAGGUGUUGACCAUCUUUUCAGCCUCAAACUACUACGAGAUUGGCAGCAACAGGGGAGCCUAUGUGAAGCUGGGACCAGACCUGAUCCCCCACUUUGUUCAGUACCAAGCAAACAAGACAGCCCAUAUGCUCAAUAUGACCCAAAGAAUAAGCAGAGUAGAGGAGUCAGCCUUUCGAGCCUUGCGGGAAAAGCUCUUUGCUCACACCUCAGCUCUCAUCAGUGCCUUCAAGGCCUACGACGGGGACAAUACAGGAAAGAUCUCUCUGAGCAACUGGGCGACAGCAGUGGAGUCGGUGCUGCGGCUGGGGCUGCCCUGGCGAAUGCUGAGGCCGCAGCUGGUGCGCAGCACCGAGGAUGGAAUGCUGGAAUACAAAUCCUGGCUGGAUGACCUGGCCAUGGAGCAGAGGAGCCAAGAGCACAUCCAGUCAAGCUUGCUGGAAGUCAUUUAUCGAAACAGAUCCAACUUAGAGACCAUAUUCAGGAUCAUAGACAGAGACCAUUCAGGUCUCAUCUCCUUUGAGGAAUUCCAGCAAACCUGGAAGCUGUUCAGCUCCCACAUGAACAUUGAACUCACGGAUGAUGGCAUUAACGACUUGGUUCGCAGCAUUGAUUUUAACAAGGAUGGGAACAUUGACUUCAACGAGUUCCUGGAAGCCUUCCGCCUCGUCAAACAGUGCCCGGCGUGAGAACCUGCCCAGGGUUACCACGCCCCAUGCCUUGAUUUCCACAAAGCCAGGACUGC
This is a messenger RNA of Parus major (Great Tit), 6627 nucleotides long. RefSeq names its product protein phosphatase with EF-hand domain 2 (gene PPEF2). Gene Ontology annotation, biological process: detection of stimulus involved in sensory perception; negative regulation of MAPK cascade. The transcript is spliced from 16 exons. Gene Ontology annotation, cellular component: cytosol; nucleus. NCBI's taxonomy places the organism in Eukaryota, Metazoa, Chordata, Aves, Passeriformes, Paridae. Bases 4433 to 6571 code for a protein of 712 amino acids. Gene Ontology annotation, molecular function: iron ion binding; protein serine/threonine phosphatase activity; calcium ion binding. The record is from RefSeq and is a predicted model, not a curated record.